UUUGUAAAAAAAGCUAAAAAUUUGAAAAAUAUAGAUAAAAUAUAAAAUUAGUUUUAUAGCAGAAGAUUUUAUUUAAAAAAGAUAAAAUUUUAUUUUGUGUAAAUGGUGAUUAUAAAAGAUAAAGAAGUUGCAUUACAAGAAGGAAAGGAUGAUUCGUAUAUAAUAUCUUCGCGUACCACUGCGAAUUCAGAAGAAAGUCAAGUUGUUCUAGUGACCGGAGCGACGGGAUAUACGGCGGGACACGUCAUUAAACUUUUGCUCGAGAAAGGCUACCGAAUCAAAGCAACAUACCGAAAAAAUGCCGAAAACGAAGCCAAAAUCCAAGCAUUGAAAAAAAAUUUGGGACUUUCUGACGGUGACGAUGUAACACCAGUGUUUCGGAAAAAAAUAUCUUUGGACUUCAUGGAGGCUGAUUCGAACGAUUCUUUCGAAUUGUGGAAAGAUAUAGUGAAAGGCUGCACAUACGUCGUUCAUUUAGCUGGUCCGAUAUUCGCAGAAAGUAUGGAUAAGGACUCCAAUAUAUUGCUUGCGAGUACGAAACAACCCGACAUCGAUGACGAUAACAUUAAUGUAGCGAAAGAUAUCAAUAAAGAAUUAACGGUGAAUGACAAGGAUAAAGAAUUAUUACCCGUCCCUAGUCCCAUUUCCGCUGAUCAAAGGAUCAUAGAUUUAGCCGUGAACGGAAUUCUAAACUUAUUAAAAGCUUGCAAACACUCAAAAACGGUUAAGAGAGUAGUUUUAACUUCGUCGUUUUCCGCCAUCAUAGGCAAUCCCUCCCUCAUUGAUAGCUCAAAGGAGUACUCCGAAAGUGAUUGGACCCAAUGCUCGGGUGCUGACGAUAAUACUUUGGAAAUUUAUCCCAAGAUCAAGACCCUGAGCGAGCGAGUUGCUUGGAAUUUCCUAAAUAACGCUAGUUCGGAAGCGAUAUUAGUCGACGUUGAUGCGUUAACGAACGGGGAGAGUAAUGGGCAAGAGGCUGUUUUUAACGAAUCGGCUAAAGUUUGUCGUAAAGAUGAAGAGCUAGAAGGCAAAAAAAGUCCAAGGAGAGAAGGAAAAGAUGAGGAAAUUGUUGAAGGAUUAUCGGAAGAAAAUACGGAUGUAAUUUACGGUAAACCAAUAUAUUCUAAAAAAGAGGACGAUUAUAAAUUCGAAUUAGUCGUAAUGAACCCAGUCGUAGUGUUGGGUCCCUCUGUCACAGAUUCAUACACCGGAGCCGGUUUUGAGUUAAUGAAAAAGCUAAUGAGAAGAGAUAUUUCGGCCAUACCGAAGAUAAAUUUUCUGAUUAUUGAUGUCAGGGACGUUGCAUUGGCUCAUUACAAAGGCAUGAUAACUCCACAAGCUUCUGGCCAACGAUUUUUACUCUGCAACCGAGGCAUAUGGCUCAAGGAGAUAGCCAAUGUUAUCAAUAAAGAAUUCAAGAGUAAAGGGUACACAGUGCCCACUUUGCAAUGCCCUUCUUUUAUGGCUAGCCUGUUGAAAGGAUUCUUCGAUAAGACACUCAAGCAUUAUUUACCUUUUGUGGGCAAAGAAAUACAUUGUUCUAAUCAUAAUAUGAGAGAAAUCUUGCAAAUCAUACCUAGGGAACUACACCAGACUAUAGUGGAUAUGGCACAAGACUUGAUAGACAAUGGACAAGUCAGUUUGACACAGAUUGCUAGUGUUAACGGGGCUCAUCUUAACGAAGCGGAUUCCAUCAUUAUGAAUGGGAAUAAUACGGCUAAUGUUAAUACAACCACCAGUUAUUCUCUUUUCGGAGCACUAACCAAAAGAACAGAUACUAAAAAGUCACUCAAAAAUUUUGCAAAAAAUACUAAUGGGGAUGUCGAAAGUUCUCUUAAAUUAUUGAAAGAUACUAGUGGUUCCACCAAUCAAGCUCUGAAAACGGACGAAAAUGAUCAACUUUUCGACACUAAUUUUGAUCUCUCACAAACUUCUCAAAUUAAUAGAGACGCGAUGGAAGCAGAUAAAUCUAACACGAUCGAUAAAUCCAUUAGUAAACCUUUAAAUAAAUUACAUCACAGCAUGAGCAUGAGCCGUGUAAAGCUCUUCGGAAAAGGGUGGCAAUCGCUCUUGCAUAAUAGUAACACUUCGUCCAAGUUGACCACCAACAAGGAAGAAAUGAAAAGUUCCAAUUCUAACCCUGGUUCUAACAGCAAUACCUUACAAUUAGAUGGAAAUAAGGAUUCUUCAGAACUCGUCAAAGAUGAUCAUCAACAGACUCCAAAUAUCACCACAGUUAAGAGUAAUAGUUUGGAAGGUGCCGGAAGUAACAAGGAUUCGAGAGAAAUUUCUUCCAAUAAAAAGGGGGCUGGAGGUAACAAAGUUGCCAAAAAAAAGUGGAGUUUGCAUUAUCAUCAUAAUUAUCUAUCUACCAAAAGGAACAAUCAAAAUAAUAUGGCUACUAAUUCUAACGAAAAAAAUAUGGACGAUGGAAAGGAAGUUUCUAAGGAACCCUCUAACACCGAUAAUCCCGGCAAAGUUUCUAGCAAUGAAGCAAAUACCGUUAAUCCCACUGGAGGAGGUGGUAUAUUGGGAUUGAGUGGUAUGGCUAAAUGCUUUCCUCAUUACUUCAAAUCUUUGGUCAUGGACGACAAAUGCGGCAAUUCCGGCAAAAGUAAUCAGCAAUCCAAAGGCGAUAACCAAGACAAUUCCGCCACCAGCUCUAAAUCUAACACAUUAGAACAACCUUCCGAAACUAACAUCUUCCAAAGGACGAAUAAUAUUAACAAUAACGCGAACUUCAUAACUUACAUCGAUUCCCAUAGCUUGAAUUCUCAAAAUAAUAACAAUUCCAAUCAUCCUAACCUUCCCAAUUUAGGGAAUAUAAGCAAGAAAGGACUGGGUUCAGGAGGCCAUACAAGUCCGCCUCCAGUCGUUUUGAUAUCUUCUAGACCUAUAACACCCGAGAGUGAGAAGGUACUUUCAGCCAAUCAAUACCAAUCUCCCAUAAAUCAAAAUUACGGGCUGAGCGAUGUAAAGAUGCUAUUGUUUGAAGGAAACUCCAAUGCUAUGGCUACCGAUAUAGUUAGAGGAGCGGUACUUUACGGAAUGAAUCCAUACAAUCAAACCGACUCUAACCUCUAUCACCAAAAUCCGAAUAUAAAUAAUUAUAAUAAUUCACAAAACGGUUCUAAUACGUUUACAGCUUCCACCACUUAUCAACAUUGCAGAAAGGAGUCGCUGAGCAAAAAUUUUGUUUCUUCCAUUCAAGGAGUCAGUUUGAGCAACACCAAUAAUACGUCUAACGAAACCAUAUCUAUAACUAAUAAUAAUAACCAGGGCGUGAUAUUGAACGGCUAUCAUCACGAGAAUGAAUUUAAUAUCAACGGACACCACGAGGAUUGCGAUGUUGCCGGAGAACCUAAUAUUGAGGAAAACUCGAAAAAAGGCAAAGAAAUUAAUACUAGUGGCUCAUCAUUGAUUGUUAACGCUUAAUCCCGUCACCUAUUGCCCUUUCAAAUGAAAGAUAAAUAUAUAAUUUUUUAAAUGAACAUAGAAAUCGCGAAUUUACAAUAUCAUAUAUUAUAUAAUAUGAGUAAUUAAUAUUUUUUAAUUGAAAAACAAAACCUUAACUGUUAAGGGUGGCUUAUUUUUUCUUUGCUUUAUUAAAUUAGUAUUUUUUUUCUCCCCCUAUAAAAAAUUCUACUUAUAUUUUCAUAGAUCACAACAUAAUACAAUUUCAUUUUUCUUUUGGAAACAAAGUUUAUCAACUUGAAUUAUUAAUAUUUUUUUUAAAUUUAUUCAUUUCAUAGAUUGAUAUAAUUAUUUAAUGAAUGGAAAGAUUCCUACUACACUAUUCUCAAUGAUUCCUAGUACUAAAAUUUUUUUAAAAUAUUUUUGAAAGAUCUUACAUUAUUGUCAUCCAUCAUUUUUGAUUAUUUAAUAUAAGAGGCCAAUUGUUUUAGCAUUGUAAUAAUUUUUUGUUUAAAUAUUUUUUAUCUCAUAUUUUAUGAUAAUAAUAGAUAUUUUAAAAACAAAUUUCAUAUAAAAUAAAAUUAUUGAUCUGUAAGCCAAAUUUAAAAUUAAUAUAGUUUUCUUAUAUGCAUCUAUCUUUCCUUGUGUAAAAAAUAUAUUCCUAUUUUUAAAAUUAAUUUUACUCUUACUUUUGGUUAUAUUCGAUUUUUAGCAGUCCUAAGAUUAAUUUAUUGUACCUUAGGAUUGUUACAUAAAGGUCAUUUAGAGCUAACGAAAAGUAAAAGUUAAUUAAAAGAUUUUUAUACUAUUAUGUACUAUUGCUAUAUAUUUGUGAACCUUUAAUUGAAAUAGGUCUGAUUUUUCUAUAUAUUAUUUUUAACAACUAAGACUUUUUAUAUAUUAUAAUUUGUAUUUAAUUAAUUAAUUUAAAAUACUAUAAGAAAUGUCUUAAAAAAUUAAUUUUUAUAUCGCAUUUCUACCAUAUAUUUUUUUUGACAUAAGCUUCUUCAAAAUAAUAUUACGAAUAUAAGAAUUUUUAAACAGGCUGAUAAUAUUUAUUUUAUUAAUUGAUUAUAUAUUUAUAGUAUACUUAAACAUAAUCAUUUUAAUUUAUUAUAAAUUGUACCUUUUAUAUG
Messenger RNA from Gordionus sp. m RMFG-2023, 4550 nucleotides. RefSeq lists its product as uncharacterized. NCBI's taxonomy places the organism in Eukaryota, Metazoa, Nematomorpha, Gordioida, Chordodea, Parachordodidae. The coding region runs from base 103 to 3435 and encodes 1110 amino acids. The record is from RefSeq and is a predicted model, not a curated record. The transcript is spliced from 13 exons. Gene Ontology annotation, molecular function: oxidoreductase activity, acting on the CH-OH group of donors, NAD or NADP as acceptor.